GAGGUUAUUGAAGGUUAAUCUUGAGCUGAUGGGGAUUCUACAUGCUCGAAAGGUUUUCUCGUUCAUUGAUCGCAUCACGUCGUUGAAUUGUUCGGUGAUAAAUCCGACUAAUUAAUCGAUAUUGUUUGCGAGCGUUAACUUUGUUGCGAUCAAAUGAAGGAGAGAGCUUUCGAGCAUGCAAAAGUGUUGAGAGCUAUUUUGUUUUGUUUUCCAACUUAAGCUCUGCUCUUUUUGUUCAUCCUCUUCCCAACCUAAACUCAGUUCUCUUCCAGCUUUAAAUAGAAACCAGCCAAGCUCUUGAGGUCCCCUACAAGUUCCAGAACAGAGCACACUGCAUGAGACAAAAGGAUGGUUUCUUUUCUUUGGAGAGGAAAGGCAGAGACAAAAGAGACAAAAGGAAAAAGAAUUGUUAAUGAAACAUAUCUUGUAAUGUAACUUUCAACACCUCUCAUUCUCACCAUUUUGGCCAUCUUCCCAAACGAGAUAUUAGUAAGGAACCAGUAGAUAAGUUAAAAAAUUGUUAAUUGCCCUUGAUUUGGACUUGACAAUUGGGUCGUCUUUGGUUUGGGGAAUCUGCUUUCUCUCACUGGAUUGGAUUCUUCUGCUUAUCUUUUUCUUCAUUUCAACAGCUUCAAUGGCCAAUGAGAUAACUCAAGCAGUGAUUCCUUUCCUAGUAAGCCACUCGUUAAAACACCAGUUUCUCCAAUAGGAGGGGACUACCCAUAACUUGAUAACGACUAAACAUCCCAAUUACUCUUUGGCAGCAACCCCUUUUAGGGCUGGCUUUUGAAUGUUGCAUUGUGGAUAGAAUAUAUGAACAUGGGCAUGCCUCAUAUCUCCUUAACAAUGGAUUGUCUAAUUUCCUGUGCUUUCUAAAUUCGUCGUUCACUUAAUGUACCCGUGUUAUGUUUCGAAAUAGUACGAAUUACAUAAUUGACAUUUGCAUUAGCUUAGUUAUUGACCAUUAUCGACAUCACAUUUCAUCGAAUCAAAUUAUCAUUUUCGUACAAAAUCGUUCACUAGACGCCUGCCCAACAUAAUCCGCGGUAAUCCACCCAAAUACCUCGUUAAUCCGAAUCUAAUUGUUACCCUUUGUUCUCACCCCUACCAUUCCUCAUUGGAGCAAAAGUGGUACAAGUCUACCAACGACAAAACAAACCAAGGAAUAUGAUUCCUACCGCAACCAGACCAAACCAGGACCUCUGUUACAAAGUUAUAUUGUGCAAUGUCCUUUGGAACUCAAAGCCCAAAUAAUCAAGAAAAGAGUGUUUGUAUCAAGCAAACGACAGAAAUACAGAAAGUCGAAACCAGAAAAUCUGAUAGAGAUGGGACGACCCAUUUAGGAAUAGAGCUGUGCUGGCUACUAUUGCAGAAGAAGCCUCCCUCUCUCUCUCUCUCUCUCUGCCUCUGGCUCUCUGCCCAUUAGAAAAGAGAAGAACCCUUUUCCUCUUUUUUGUUUUCAUUUUCUUCCCUUUCUGUGCUUUCCUUUUCUCGGGCUAGUAAAAUGGUAACUGAUAGAAUUUGAGCAUCCCAAUGUACUUACCUAAAAGCAGCAACAAUAUGACUGUUUCCUUCCUCCUCCCGCUUCUCAAUUACCACAGCUUCUUCUUCUUAUUAUUUGCUUUGGUUUAGGCUCUCUCUCUUUCCCGGUCUCUUUUACUUUACUCUCCUUCUUAAAGGUUCGACCUUUUUCUCCAUUGACCCACCGAUCAACCCCAAAUUCCAACACUUUCCGCCUCAUCUCGUCAAACUCAGACCCGGGUCCUGAGUUUUGAGUCCUUUCCGCAAAUGGGUUUGGCUGGGAAGAUGGAAUCGGUGAACAGUUUCAGCAGAAAGAAAUGCAGGAGCUUGUUCUGGAGGGCGAGAGCUGCGGUGAAGAAAGCAAUGAAGAGUAGAUGGGGGAAUCAACAUGGAAAGAAGUUCCAGUAUGAUCCGUCGAGCUACGCCCUGAAUUUCGACGACAGUUGCCGCCGGUUCUCCUCCUCCACCGCGGCCGCUGAAAUUGUGUAUUGCUACCCUUUGAAGGUUGCCGGGAACAAUGUCAAUGGCAACAGCAACUUUACCGUCUGGGUUUACAUUGUUUGGGUAGAACCUUUGAGUUCUUAGAUGAAUUUGGCAGUUAAAUCUUUUUUGUAGGGGUUUCUUUAGGCGUUGAACUCGCCGGAGUUAUGUUAUUUUGGUCGGUAAAACUUGGUCCGGUGUACAAUUGCAACGAUAUCCUUUUUUCUUGCUGUGGUCUCUGACUAUCUUUUUUGGCAAUUAAUUAACUGCAGAGAUUGUCGUUUUAUCAGGAAGCAUUGAAUUGUCUCCGUUGGGCUAGGCAAAAAAAAUUAAAAAAAGAAGCUCCACCGAUUACUGAACUCGCAAUAAAUCAAUUCCCAGCCA
Molecule: messenger RNA, 2385 nt
Organism: Linum trigynum
Lineage: Eukaryota; Viridiplantae; Streptophyta; Magnoliopsida; Malpighiales; Linaceae
Source: the annotation of a GenBank genome assembly